UGGUCCCUAUUCGGGUCUUGCAAGUCUCCAGAAUUUCCACAUGCUGCAUAACCCUCCGGUAUUCCUUCCCCCGGCAGCUGCAGCCUUCCCUACUUCUGGGAAUCCUUCCCUGACCUUUCUCUGGAUGUCUGGCAAGGUGACCACUGGCAGCGACAUUGGGCAGGCCCGCCGGGCUGUGGAGCAGCUGCGGAUGGAGGCAGGCAUCGACCGCGUGAAGGUGUCCAAGGCAGCUGCUGACCUGUUGCAGUUCUGCAUGGAGCAGGCCAAGAGCGACCCCUUCCUCGUGGGUAUCCCGGCUGCCACCAACCCCUUCAAGGAGAAGAAGCCCUGCGCCAUCCUAUGACCCUGUAGCCCUGACCACCGGGGGCGGGGGCCACAAUAAACAUAAGAUGAAUGC
This is a messenger RNA of Sus scrofa (pig), 397 nucleotides long. RefSeq names its product G protein subunit gamma 14 (gene GNG14). Lineage: Eukaryota; Metazoa; Chordata; Mammalia; Artiodactyla; Suidae. Gene Ontology annotation, molecular function: G-protein beta-subunit binding. Gene Ontology annotation, biological process: G protein-coupled receptor signaling pathway. The record is from RefSeq and is a predicted model, not a curated record. Gene Ontology annotation, cellular component: heterotrimeric G-protein complex.